ACGAAUAAAACUGACUUGCAGCAUAAAGUUGUUUUACUUGAUGUUGAUCUCUAUGUUUGAUCUGACGUGCAACUAUCCGUACCUAUAAUAUUAUUAUUUGCAGCACAUAAUAUAUACCUACAUACAAAUCCAACUGAACAUAUAAAAAUAAAAUGAAGACAUCUUUAGUAAUUCCAAUCGCGUUGUUCGCAGUUUUUACUAUAUCAGAAAUAAACUGUGAACCAAUAUGCGCAGACUUCAACAGUAUGUGUAUUGAAGACAGUGACUGUUGUUCUGGAAAUUGCUACAUGUCAAGCGAUGUGAGCAAAAGAUUUUGUAUGGACUCUAAAAAUACAACUUAUGGUGUUAAAGUUGAACAAGGUUGGUGUUCAUACAAUGAAUCAUUCAAUAAGGACACCAGCGAAGAAAUGUUCCAGUUAUUAGGGAUAAAUGCAGCCCACGCUGUGUUGCCAGUAGGCUCACAAAUCACGUUAACGACGAACACAAACAACAGUCAAACAGUAGAUGUCACAAUAAACACCUAUUUGCUGAAAAGCAAUGAAACCAUUUUGCAGUUAUCCAAAGAACUAGCAGAAAUGUUAGGUGUUAAAAAUGGAGAGAAAAUUGAAUGUUCCAUAUCUUUAAAUCCUCCUGUUAACAACUUUUCUACACUUAAAACAGCUGCUGGAAUUUCAGCAUCAUUCUUUGUAGUUGUUUUCAUCGUUAUGACUUUUUUGUAAGAUAGUUAUUUAUCUCAUACGAUAAAUGUUUUUAUUAUAUUAUUGUUACAUACAUUUUAUUUUUAAACAACCAAUUAAUAUAAGCUAUUAAAACUGUCUGUAAUGAGUCUAUUAUUAUCAAUUAUUUCCACAAUCUGCUGUUGUAAUUCUUUUCAAGCGUAUGUCAACAUGUAGUAUUUAAUUAAAUAAUAAAUCUCAUAUAAUUUAAACAAAAUA
Molecule: messenger RNA, 935 nt
Organism: Myzus persicae (green peach aphid)
Lineage: Eukaryota; Metazoa; Arthropoda; Insecta; Hemiptera; Aphididae
Exons: 3
Coding region: 153-719 (188 amino acids)
Source: RefSeq, a predicted model, not a curated record